GGUCCGAUUGCUAUUGUCCAUCAAGGCGAACUAGAGAACGUCACCGAUCUCCAACCUGGCUCUGACAGCUUCGAGUACUUCUUCAAGAUUCAGUGCAGUAGCUGCCACGAGGUACAUUCAAAACUCGUCAGUCUAAAUCGAAAAACAAUUCUCGAUAUGCCCACGACCAAGUCAACCAAGACUAAUUUUUAUGGCGCUGUGAUUUUUGUAACGCCAAUCCUCCGCGACAUUCGAUACCGCAUUCGGCGUCAAGCCAUAUGCAGCCUCGAGGAUGGGGGUGAGGGUGGGAACCCUUAUUGAUUCUCGAUUGUAGGGGUCUAGAGUUUAUAGAUUUCGAUCCAACGGGGACGUGGAGAUGCAAUGGAAUUGAUUCCGGGACGGAGUUCGAGGUAGAUAUAGGCGAAGAGGAAUGGACAGAUUACGAUGAAAAGGUGAGGAGCUUGAAUCUAUCUC
This is a messenger RNA of Cantharellus anzutake, 453 nucleotides long. RefSeq lists its product as uncharacterized. The annotation marks the transcript as partial. The transcript is spliced from 4 exons. Gene Ontology annotation, molecular function: electron transfer activity; heme binding. The record is from RefSeq and is a predicted model, not a curated record. NCBI's taxonomy places the organism in Eukaryota, Fungi, Basidiomycota, Agaricomycetes, Cantharellales, Hydnaceae.